This is a messenger RNA of Cladophialophora immunda, 1317 nucleotides long. RefSeq lists its product as uncharacterized. The transcript has a single exon. The record is from RefSeq and is a predicted model, not a curated record. Gene Ontology annotation, molecular function: FMN binding. Lineage: Eukaryota; Fungi; Ascomycota; Eurotiomycetes; Chaetothyriales; Herpotrichiellaceae. The coding region runs from base 527 to 1051 and encodes 174 amino acids.
UUCACAUAUCAUAAUAAUCAUCAUCAUCCCAUCGCCUUUUGCUCGCGUGCUGUUUUCGUGGCCGAGGUUUGUUUCAGAGAACGGAGUGACAUUGUGAGAGAAGGCAAAAGAACGAAAAGGGUAGCUCCCAUUGUAUGUCAUCCAUUAUUGCCAUCUGCCACCUGCGAUCCCGCCUUCCCCUCUACAUCAUUGAACGAAUAUCAAUCCAUCCUUCCAUCCGACUCGCCCAAGUUAGCAAGCAAUCUAUCCGAAACCUCUCAGCCUUACCCCGAGAUAAUUCUCACCCACUCACAAACGCGCAUAUUACAUACAAGACACCAACCCACUGCGUCCUUAACCCGCAUAUAUACAACCACACCUCGCCCAUCUUUCCACGAAGAUACAUCCAAAGGAAAAAUCGUGGACACACCCUUCAAGUCUAACCGAAAAUAUUCCAUUGCUAAAUCCUACAACCACGUCUCGACUCGAAGCCGAUCACCAGGACCGAGACCAUCUACCACCGGCCUCUGUCCCCUCCUCUCUCCCAAUGCCUAUCUUAAUCACCUACGCGACCUGUCAUGGCUCGACGCGAGAAGUGGCCGAGCGUAUUGCCUCACGUCUCCACGCUGAUGGCUUUGCCGUCGACUGCAGAUCUGUGGACCACGUGUACAGCGUGGAGAACUACAGUGCCGUCAUCCUGGGGAGCGCCGUGCACGGGCAAAAGUGGCUGCUGGACGCGCAGAAGUUCCUCGACAUCGAAGCCAUGGGUCUUCAGAUGAAGCCCACCUGGACCUUCAGCGUUGGCAUGGCCCCGGCCGUCGGCUCGAAAUGGAUCCGAGACCGAGCCGUGCGCCGCGAGUCACGCCAGAUCGAGGAGAUCGUCCUGAGGAAGUUGCCCAAAGUCCGGGACCACCGUCUGUUCGCGGGAAAGGAUGACGGUUCAGAGACUCCCGCGCCCGUUCGAUGUCUCUGGAGCUGCAUCGGUGGGCGUUGGGGGGAUUACCGCGACUGGGCUCAGAUUGACGAAUGGGCGGAUAUCAUCGCAAAGGAAUUGAAACUCGAGGGCAUAUAAGCCACUAGCAACAAGAGCUGGAACUCUGUGAUUGUGUGUUUUUUUGAUUGGCGGCCAUUUUGAUCAAAUUUCAAGUCACCUUGACAGUCUGCUUUCGCAUUGAAUUUGCCGGAGUUGCUUGGGAUAACACUGCAGCGUUCACCAUGACACGACUCUGUGAUGAGAAUGAUUUGAAUACCCCAGAUGUACCGGGCAAGCAGCCUGCAUGUUACAUCUUGUGCUAUUUUUGGAUAGCUUUGAAAUACCGACUACUUUAUCCUUUGUCG